This is a messenger RNA of Nestor notabilis (Kea), 1467 nucleotides long. It is a transcript of the gene SLC30A4, whose product is annotated as solute carrier family 30 (zinc transporter), member 4. The record is from RefSeq and is a predicted model, not a curated record. Gene Ontology annotation, molecular function: zinc ion transmembrane transporter activity. Gene Ontology annotation, cellular component: plasma membrane. The annotation marks the transcript as partial. Lineage: Eukaryota; Metazoa; Chordata; Aves; Psittaciformes; Psittacidae. The transcript has 7 exons. Gene Ontology annotation, biological process: response to zinc ion; zinc ion transmembrane transport.
CGCUCCAGGCAGAGGACGGUGAAGAAGAGGCUGACGCUCGCUGCCCUCCUCUAUCUCCUCUUCAUGACCGGGGAGCUCGUAGGUGGAUAUGUUGCUAACAGCCUAGCAAUUAUGACAGAUGCACUUCAUAUGUUAACUGACCUUAGUGGUAUUAUUUUGACCCUGCUUGCUCUCUGGCUCUCUGCAAAAUCUCCCACAAAGAGGUUCACUUUCGGAUUUCAUCGCUUAGAAGUAUUGUCUGCCAUCAUUAGUGUAUUGCUGGUCUAUAUCCUCAUGGCAUUCCUCUUGUAUGAAGCCGUUCAAAGAACUAUCCAUAUGGACUAUGAAAUAAAUGGCGAUAUCAUGCUGAUUACAGCAGCCGUUGGUGUUGCAGUUAACUUAAUAAUGGGUUUUUUGCUGAAUCAAUCUGGCCACCUUCACUCCCACUCCCAUUCCCACCCUCACUCUCACGUACCUCAGUCGAACUCUCCUAACACAGCCCACAGCAGCAGCCACGGGCACAGCAGCCUUGCGGUGAGAGCAGCGUUUGUACACGCCCUUGGGGACCUGGUACAAAGUAUUGGUGUGCUCGUGGCUGCAUACAUCAUACGCUUUAAGCCAGAAUACAAGAUCGCUGAUCCUAUAUGUACAUAUGUAUUCUCCAUACUGGUGGUUUUGACAACAGUUCGAAUUCUGUGUGACACAGGAGUUAUUAUUCUGGAAGGAGUUCCAAGGCAUUUAAAUGUGGAUCGCAUUAAGGAAGACUUGAUGAAAAUUGAAGAUGUUUAUUCUAUAGAAGACUUAAAUGUUUGGUCUCUCACUGCAGGAAAAACAACUGCCAUAGUCCACUUGCAACUAGUUCCUGGAAGUUCAUCUAAAUGGGAGGAAGUUCAGUCCAAGGCUCGACAACUGCUGCUGAACACAUUUGGAAUGUACAAGUGCUCUGUCCAGCUUCAGAGUUACAAACAGGAAAUCAGCAAAACCUGCGCAAGUUGUCAGAGUUCCAGUGCCUAAUUUCAUAUGUUUUGGGAACUGCUGCCUUAUUCUUUAUCUUGUAGUCAAAGACUGAGAGCAAUAAAUGCAAAAUGAAAGUGAUCAAAUAGAAACCAUUAAUACGUGGAUUUGUACCAUGUAACAUGCAGCAGGGAGAACUGGUGCUGCAGAAAGUGCAGUGGUUGCCCUACAGAACAUGUAUUUCACUCUCUCCCUUGUACUGGUUUAUUCAAGUUAUGAUGAUUUGGAGACAAAGCUGUUUUCAGAUUAUUGUUUACAAACUGCAAUGUGGUUCUGCAGAUACCUCAAAAAUUACAGUCCCAUAUUGUCCUUGAAUAACUAUGUACCACAAAGUACCUGCACUCCAAAUGGAGCAUCAAGUAUUCAGUAUUUCAGUUCAAGUCUCUAAUGCUGAUCAUGCCAGGAUUCCAUAUGUCAUGAUCCCUAAAAUCAUUAUACAGUAUUUUUGCAAUAGUAAUUUUCAUACAGUAUCUU